CUACGCCCGAGUUCCCUUUUAGACUCUAACUCUUCCUUUUUCUAGCCUGGGGCGAAGGCGGGGCCGGAUCCCUGGAAUCCCCGCCCCCAGGGUGUGAAGAAGCUGCGGGGACGUCCCCAUCAUUUGCAUAGCCCCCGGGACGUGGCGCGGCUCGGAGGCCACUUCCGAGUUGUAGAGAACUCCAAGUCCCAAUAGGCCAUGGGGCUGGAUGCGUCACUUCUGUUGUGUUGGAGGCUGAGGAGAAUUGAAGCUGGGAGGCGGCUCUGGCUUGAGAGAGGCGGCUAGCCCCCAGCGGGGCAGCCCAGCGGACCGACCAGCUAGAUGUCCCAAAUGGAGCUGGCUUUGUCUCCUGGUGACCAGGACCUGCUGGGCUUCCUGCUAGAGGAAAGCGGAGAUUUGGGGGCUGCGCCGGACGAAGCUGUGGAGGCUCAGCUGGACUGGGAGCUGCCGCGCUCCGAGGUACUGAGCGACUGGGAGGUAGAGGAUUUACUGAGCUCCCUGCUGAGUCCUCCACCAUCCUUGGACGUUCUUGGCUCCUCCGACUCCAGCCCUGUCCACCACGAUCACACCUACUCCCUUCCACAGGAAUAUGUCUCUAUCGAUCUAGGUGAGUCUGAAAUAAACAGUUUCAGGAGAGGAGAGGGUCAUGGGCCUGAUAAUUCCUGCUAUCCUUUUUUUGUAGAUAGUGGGAGCUGUGGAGAGGAGGCGGCCCAGAUGACUCCACUGCAUGUGGAAGAGCCGACUGAGCAGGAGAUUUCUAGGCUGAUACUGACAGAGGAGGAGAAAAGGCUAUUGGAGAAGGAGGGGCUUACUCUGCCUGUGACACUUCCUCUCACUAAGAUGGAAGAACAAGUUCUGAAACGAGUACGGAGGAAGAUUCGAAACAAGAGGUCUGCUCAAGAGAGCCGCAGGAAGAAGAAGGUGUAUGUGGGGGGUUUAGAGAACAGGGUCUUAAAAUACACAGCCCAGAAUCUGGAGCUACAGAACAAAGUACAACUUCUGGAGGAACAGAAUUUGUCCCUUCUAGAUCAGCUGAGGAAACUCCAGGCCAUGGUGAUUGAGAUAUCAAACAAAACCACCAGCAGCAGCACCUGUGUCCUGGUCCUACUAUUCUCCUUCUGCCUCCUCCUUGUGCCUGCCAUGUACUCCUCGGACACAAGGGGGAGCCUGCCGGCUGAGCACAUUGUGUUCCGCCAGCUUCGUGCCCUCCCCAUUGAGGACCAGCAUCAGCUGGAACUGCCUGCACUGCAGUCAGAUGUACCAAAGGACAGCACAAACCAGUUACUGGACAGCUCAGAACAUAUGCUCCAGGCCUCUGGCAACUCUUCCUGCCUGCAGUAUCGCAUGCCUCCGGCUCCUCAGGAAGAGCCUCCUCUGCAGUGGCCACUCCCCAACUUGUUCUCAGAGCCCCUCUGCUCAGGUCCCACUCUUCCCUUGCAGGCAAAUCUCACAGAAAAUGGGGGAUGGCUCCCUACCCACAGCCCAUCACCUGUCAUCUUGCAGGACAGAUACUCAGGUUAAAUGUGAGAAUAUAGGGUGUCUCAGCGAAAGCCCACCUCUGCCCCUGUGUCUGUCCAAACGGAAUGGGAGAGGGUUGACGUUCACUCCUGUGCCCUGUUAGGAUGCCUAAGGGCUCAAGCACACCACACUUACUGGCUUUGUGGGUCUUUUAUUUGUACCCAUGUGUGUAUUAUCCCAUGAAUGGAUCUGGGGAAAUCAGCUGACCUCCUCAAACAUUUCAUGCAGUGAGAGAAGGGGUAAGGAAAUAAAUAAGUGAUUCUGAUGC
Sciurus carolinensis (gray squirrel) is the source of this 1786-nucleotide messenger RNA. RefSeq names its product cAMP responsive element binding protein 3 (gene Creb3). NCBI's taxonomy places the organism in Eukaryota, Metazoa, Chordata, Mammalia, Rodentia, Sciuridae. The record is from RefSeq and is a predicted model, not a curated record. Gene Ontology annotation, biological process: regulation of transcription by RNA polymerase II. The coding region runs from base 322 to 1521 and encodes 399 amino acids. Gene Ontology annotation, molecular function: DNA-binding transcription factor activity, RNA polymerase II-specific; RNA polymerase II cis-regulatory region sequence-specific DNA binding. Gene Ontology annotation, cellular component: nucleus. The transcript has 9 exons.